Mus pahari (shrew mouse) is the source of this 5132-nucleotide messenger RNA. RefSeq names its product solute carrier family 18 member A2 (gene Slc18a2). The record is from RefSeq and is a predicted model, not a curated record. Gene Ontology annotation, biological process: xenobiotic transport; aminergic neurotransmitter loading into synaptic vesicle; transmembrane transport. Gene Ontology annotation, cellular component: terminal bouton; synaptic vesicle membrane. Gene Ontology annotation, molecular function: serotonin:sodium:chloride symporter activity; xenobiotic transmembrane transporter activity. Bases 142 to 1701 code for a protein of 519 amino acids. NCBI's taxonomy places the organism in Eukaryota, Metazoa, Chordata, Mammalia, Rodentia, Muridae. The transcript is spliced from 16 exons.
GUCAGAGCCGGACUGGGUAAACUGAGCAGGGCUCUGGGGCGCUGGAACGGAGGAGACCUGGAGCAGCGGGGACGCACUGACUGAGACCCGGCAGUGUGGACCCUACAGGCAGUCGCAGGCGAGCCGGAGCGCAGCAAAGCUAUGGCCCUGAGUGAUCUGGUGCUGCUGCGAUGGCUGCGGGACAGCCGCCACUCGCGCAAGCUGAUCCUGUUCAUCGUAUUCCUCGCGCUGCUGCUGGACAACAUGCUGCUCACCGUCGUAGUUCCCAUCAUUCCCAGCUACCUGUACAGCAUUAAGCAUGAGAAAAAUACUACGGAAAUCCAGACUGCCAGGCCAGCACUCACAGCCUCCACCUCCGAAAGCUUCCACAGCAUCUUCUCUUACUAUAACAACUCUACCGUGUUCACCGGGAAUGCCACAGGGGGCCUUCCAGGAGGGGAGUCACAGUCACACAAGGCUACCACCACACAGCACACUGUGACCAACACGACUGUCCCUCCUGACUGUCCCAGUGAAGACAAAGACCUUCUCAAUGAGAACGUGCAGGUUGGGCUGCUCUUUGCCUCCAAAGCCACUGUCCAGCUCCUCACCAACCCAUUCAUAGGACUCCUGACCAACAGAAUUGGCUAUCCAAUUCCCAUGUUUGCUGGAUUCUGCAUUAUGUUUAUCUCAACAGUUAUGUUUGCCUUCUCCAGCAGCUAUGCCUUCCUGCUGAUCGCCAGGUCCCUGCAGGGAAUCGGCUCUUCUUGCUCAUCUGUGGCUGGGAUGGGCAUGCUGGCCAGCGUGUACACAGAUGAUGAAGAGAGGGGUAACGCCAUGGGGAUUGCUUUGGGGGGCCUGGCCAUGGGGGUCUUAGUGGGACCCCCCUUCGGGAGUGUGCUCUAUGAGUUUGUGGGGAAGACAGCCCCCUUCCUGGUGCUUGCUGCCUUGGUGCUCUUGGAUGGAGCUAUUCAGCUCUUUGUGCUCCAGCCAUCCCGAGUGCAGCCAGAGAGUCAGAAGGGGACACCUCUAACAACCUUGCUGAAGGACCCAUACAUCCUCAUCGCUGCAGGCUCCAUCUGCUUUGCAAACAUGGGGAUAGCCAUGCUGGAGCCCGCCCUGCCCAUCUGGAUGAUGGAGACCAUGUGUUCCCGAAAGUGGCAGCUGGGCGUUGCUUUCCUGCCAGCGAGCAUCUCUUAUCUCAUUGGAACCAAUAUUUUUGGGAUACUUGCACACAAAAUGGGAAGGUGGCUGUGUGCUCUUCUGGGAAUGGUAAUUGUUGGAAUCAGCAUUUUAUGUAUUCCUUUUGCAAAAAAUAUCUACGGACUCAUCGCUCCCAACUUUGGAGUUGGUUUUGCCAUUGGGAUGGUGGACUCCUCCAUGAUGCCUAUCAUGGGCUACCUGGUUGACCUGCGGCAUGUGUCUGUCUAUGGGAGUGUAUAUGCCAUUGCCGAUGUGGCCUUCUGUAUGGGGUAUGCUAUCGGUCCCUCUGCUGGCGGUGCCAUUGCAAAGGCAAUUGGCUUUCCUUGGCUCAUGACAAUUAUUGGGAUAAUUGAUAUUGUUUUUGCUCCACUCUGCUUUUUUCUUCGAAGUCCACCUGCUAAGGAAGAAAAAAUGGCUAUCCUCAUGGACCACAACUGCCCCAUUAAGACAAAGAUGUACACUCAGAAUAAUGUCCAGUCAUAUCCCAUCGGUGAUGAUGAAGAAUCUGAGAGUGACUGAGCCCCUCUACCGUUGCCAAAUGUCUAACUGUGUACAAGUGUCUCCAGUGAGAUGACUCAUGCAGAGCUGUCUUAGUCACACCAUCCAUUGCUGGCAAAGAGUAAAACAACCAAAGGUGAUACUUUCUUUUCCAUGGUUAUGAUUGACUGCCAACAGCCUUAUAAAGAAAAAGCAACUUUUCUAGGGGUUUGUAUAAAUAGUGUUGAAAACUUUAUUUUAUGUAUUUGAUUUUAUUAAUAUUAUACAAUAUAUUUUGACGAAAUAGGUAUACUGUAAAUGUAUAAAUAUUUGAAUCCAAAUUAAAUAUAAUUUUUUUAACUUACAUUCAUCAACACUUGGACAAAAACUUUUUUUUUCUGAAUACUGGUAAUGAGUGUUUAAAGCACGCAUUAUCUGAGAUUCUACAACAAAAAACUAGCAGUCUGAGAAACAGAAUCGUGUAAGACAGUGCAUUGUGUACCAACACUGAAUGUGUUGUUAUUUUACUUGAAAUUAAUACCAACGUUAAAAGCUAGUCAUCUUAAAUACAAAGGACAAGAAACUUUAUCAGCCAUCUUUCAGACUUAUUCAUAAACCUUUGCUGGCAUUAGUUUUCUGUUAUAACUACCCACCUGGAAGGGUGGUUGUAAAUGGUUUUCUGUGUCAUACCAUUGGCAGCAGUCAUUAAAGCCAACAAGGGGUAAAAAGUGAAUUUCUGAAAGCAGAGGAAAGACCCCAAACGCUGCUUUCUUUUAUAUAUAUAUUUGAUGGCCUUACUGGGUGAAAAUAAAACUGUACUUUAAACAGUCAAGGUUAAAUAUGUUAGGGUUUAUCAAAUCCAGUUCAUGUUCUGGAACAGGAAAAAAGGCUAUCAAGCUGUUAAAUGUGAAAAAAUCGUAUCUCUCACCUGCUUGCAGGUCAUCCAAGUGUUUUUCUAGAGAUGUUAAUUUUGAGUUGCUGUUAUUUUUUUUUAGACUCCUAAAAGUUGUUUAUAUCAACGUAGAAAUGAAUUUCAAGCAAAGAUGAAGGAAUAAAAUUGUUCAUGGCGAACAUGAUUAUGUUAAGAAAGAUAAUAGAGUGAUCAGGACACCUUCCCUUUCUGAAGCAGGAAAAAUAAAAUCUACAAAUGUGUAUGUGUUACUGUAUCAUCUUGUGUGCUGGGUAGAAUAAUUUUUCUAAGCAUGACAACACUGAUAUAUCUUUUCGGUGUGCCAGUUAAUACUGUUAGUGAACUCUAUCUAUAAUUGCUUUAUAUGAGAUUACAAUCUUCCAGAAUGCAAACACAGUAUAGAAUUUGUCUCAAAUAGUAUCAAUUCUGCAGUUCUGUCAAAAAACUGUUUAAAAAAAAACUGUCAGUUUUGUUAAGCUUGUUUGUGUGACCUUAGACCUUGAGAACUUAGGGAUGACAACCCCUCAAACCUUAUUGGCUAUCCACAUUCUUCAGAAAAGUGGCAAUUAUUUCUUUUGUUUUAUGAAGCUUUCUGUGGGACCCUGGUGAUGUGAAGUCUGAUGUGUUUGGGGGACAAUUGGGUUCCUACUCAUAAACCAUUGGACAGUCAUGGGUCUGCAACUCUGAAAGAUGGCUGCUCUUACAUGGCUAAAAGGGCAGGGCUUAACCUUCUCCAGGAUGCCUUGUGGUGUGAUGUGAGAGAGGCCUUGUAGUUAUCCUUACCCACAAUACCAUAUACAAUAACUGAUUCCUGUCAUUUCUGCUUUUGAGGCUUCAGUUUCAGUAAAAACAAUCAGCAAAGGCAUGCUUGUUACUGCUCUCCAAAGAAAAGAUAAAAGAAAAAUUGCAGAACUAUUUGGAGAGGAAAGGAUAAGUUGUUUAUGAGGGGAAAAGAAAGACAUUUAUAUGAUUAAUCUCCUGGGUACACAAGAAAAUAAAAUUAAAAAAGACUGUGCAUGUACCAGAACAAAGAACUUACAGCUCUCUGAAGAUUUUUUUAUUUUUUAUUUUUAAAGUAGAGGUGGCUUUUGUUUGUACUUGGUAAUUCAGACACAAAAAUCUUAGUGAGGUAGUAAUGAAUACUCAACUUCCUUUUGACUGCUAAGUGUAUCUGUGCUGGUUGCACUUUAGUUAGAUUACUUAAUAAAUUAUCUUCUUGAACACUGUGCCGUGCCUGCCUGUAUUCUUUUAUAAACCAUUUCAUCAACAUUGUUGCCGGGAUAAAAUACAUAGACACUGAUUUGGCUGUAAGUAUUUAAUUAAAAAGCAUUCUCUGUGUUUGCAGGCAUCAGGCAAGUCACUCCAGGCUAGGGUAAACCAUCCUCUUUGGCUUCCCACUGCUUCCUUUAAAUGAAAUAUAGACUUGUUAUACUCUAUCAGUGUGGAAAAACAGUAAGUUGCCCUGGACUUUAACUCAAAUGAAUUGUUCUAAUUGCUGUGAACAGGUAACUGUCUGAUGAAGAGAAUGGUAAUACCUAGCCAUAUGACAGAACAGGCUCUGAAAGAUCUAGAAAUAAGGAUCAUUUUGAAUGUGAAAUACAUGGUGGUUUCCAGGAUUAGAGAGGCCUGGUUUACUUAAGGAACAUUAAGGGAUCAGAAAGAAUGAAGGUAAACCCCCUUUCCACCCUUGUUUGCCUUUUGAGGGGAGGGAAAGGAAAGCCGUCACUUCAAUUUAAAUAUUAAAGUAAUACUUUUUUUUUUAAUUGAAGCGAUUUCAAAACUUUAGGGGACUUAAGAUUUUAAACUUCACUGUCUUACUUAUUAGAACCAAAUAUGUUUAAAAUGUCUUUGUAGUUUUUUUUGUUUGUUUGUUUGUUUUGUUUUUAAGGUAGACUUUACUCUCAAAGUUUUAGGCUGUUCUUAAAAUGAGAAAAUACCUUACACAGUAAGUUCUAGUGUUACUGAACGAAGUCUGGUGCUAAGAAAUACAGUAAAACUUGGCAUGGUAGUGCAUGCCUUUAACCCCAGCACUCCAGAGGAAAGGCAGACAGAUCUCCACUGAGUCAGAAGCCAAAGAGACUGUCUCAAAAGAUCAACACGAUAAAUAAAAAAGAAAUAUAACAUGAUUGCAAAAUAAUACUAAAAUGUUAUUCAUUUUGUCUAUCCCAGCCAUUCAACUUCAAAACAAUGAAGAGAGUACACUUCAAAUAGUUUAAUUUUCUUCUUUUUUGAGACAGGUCUACAUAUUUGUUUAGUAAAAGUGGAUCGUUAGCUUGUCUGCAUGGCCAGAUUAUACCAGGUAAUAAUGCCAGAGAACCAAUCACCUGUUUUUAGAUGUCAUCAAAUGAAGAUAUUCUUAUUUUUCGUGGUAGUCUUUAUUAUUAUUUUAGCUAUUGAUAACAUAGCAUGGCAGCAAGAUUACAUGAGUAAUGUAAUAUAAUACAAUCUCUUAAAUUGAAGCCUUAUCCCUUACUAGGCUUGAGGGUAUUUGGAGCUCCCAACUGUGAUGCCUCUACUGUCUCUCCCAAUAGAAAAAUAUUGCACUACAUUAAAGGUAUAUUUU